AUGACUUCAAUAGGUCAAGAUCUUAUUUUUGCCUCUCUUCUCUUCUUCUUGCUUCUCUAUCCUUCUCUUGGUGUUGAUGUUGUUGGUGCUGGUACUGGUGCUGGUGCUUUGAACUCUGCUCUCUUCCCUCCUGCUCCUCCUCCCCCCAACUAUUUUCGCAUUUUUGACCAUUUGGCAAGUCUUUUCUCUGACUCUCACUUCCUCCUGUCUGAUCCUCUCCUUCUAGCUCCCUUCCCUCCUCUUCCCUCAAGAAUUUUCGCAAUUUUCACUAUUUGUUCUCUUGCCUCUUCCUCCUCUACAAUAGUUGUGAGCUAUAUAGCACUAUACACUGGUGUACCUUACCACAUUUUCCUGAUGAAGGUUGAGACAUUGGAGAUGAACAGAGGGAUGCAGUGUAUCCACAAAUGCAAAAAGCUGCAGCACGAUGUGGGACACAUUAUUGUGAUUGUUGGAUGA
Molecule: messenger RNA, 456 nt
Organism: Suillus paluster
Lineage: Eukaryota; Fungi; Basidiomycota; Agaricomycetes; Boletales; Suillaceae
Exons: 7
Coding region: 1-456 (151 amino acids)
Source: RefSeq, a predicted model, not a curated record